This is a messenger RNA of Nicotiana tabacum (common tobacco), 766 nucleotides long. NCBI's taxonomy places the organism in Eukaryota, Viridiplantae, Streptophyta, Magnoliopsida, Solanales, Solanaceae. The record is from RefSeq and is a predicted model, not a curated record.
CCUAUAAAGGAAAAACUUAGACAGUUUAGUGAUCAACUAACUAAUUGGUUUUCAGAAACAAACAUGAUGGGUUUCUCUAUCCUGUUAGGAUUUUGACCAUUAUACGGAAAACAAAUAUGAAAUCUUGAAUCUUACACAGGGAUCGGUUGACAUAUUCUAGAUCAGACUAAGAUCGAGGAAAUAGUUUUGCAAUUAUAUAUAUAUAUCUCAGAAAAUCUUUCAAUAUUGAAACCAUAUAAUUCGAACAACAGAUCUAUAUCCAAUUAAUUGAUCAUGAGUUAUUACAAUCAACCUCCUCCAGUUGGUGUCCCUCCCCCUCAAGGAUAUCCACCAAAGGAUGCAUAUGGGUAUCCUCCUCAGGGAUACCCACAAGGUUAUCCUCCACAACCACAAGGUUAUCCUCCACAAGGCUACCCUCCUCCGCCGUAUGGGGCCCCUCAGUACGCCGCUCCGCCCCCACAAAAGAACUCAUCUACCACCAGCGGCGUCAUGACUGGCUGUCUGGCUGCUGUGUGCUGUUGCUGCCUCUUAGAUGCGUGCUUUUGAUAACCUACGGAGUUGUGAAUCAAAAUGACAUGCACUACUAGUAAUGGUCCUCUGUGGAUCACAGGAUCUAGCCUUUUCCUUUUUGUGCCUUGUUCUUUAUAAACAUUUUAGACCUCCAUUUAAUUACUAUAAGAAUAUACAUGACUUUCAUGAGCCUUAAAAAUUCAAUGUAUUCAAGUGUGUCUAUUCACCAAAUUGUAGGUUUUCAAUUAUUUUAAGA